Anastrepha obliqua is the source of this 6315-nucleotide messenger RNA. RefSeq names its product anaphase-promoting complex subunit 1 (gene shtd). Gene Ontology annotation, biological process: anaphase-promoting complex-dependent catabolic process; protein K11-linked ubiquitination; metaphase/anaphase transition of mitotic cell cycle. The transcript has 18 exons. Gene Ontology annotation, molecular function: molecular adaptor activity. Gene Ontology annotation, cellular component: anaphase-promoting complex. Lineage: Eukaryota; Metazoa; Arthropoda; Insecta; Diptera; Tephritidae. The coding region runs from base 218 to 6196 and encodes 1992 amino acids. The record is from RefSeq and is a predicted model, not a curated record.
GCGAAAAACAAAUUGAACAGAACUGCGAAAAUUUAACAUUUUUAACAAUUACCGCUUGCCGGAAAAUAAAAAAGAAAAAGCAACAAACAGUUUAAAACAACACAACUUUGCGGCAUUUUCACCAGGAUUUUCUGCGUGAAACACAAAAGGAGUCUAAAAUUUAUUUAAUCCAUUACAAACUGGAAAUUUUGCAAAUCUGGAUGAAACUAGCGAAGUUAUGAUUGCCGCCUCUGAACCUUUGGCGUUCAUUCCUCGAGGUCGUCAAGCGGUUGAGGAGCACCCAGGUCCCACCGACGUAAAACAACAGAAUCACUUACCCACAGAACAUGUGCUGCUGCAGCGCAUGCAAAAUGUGAAUAUUUCAGCGUCGGAUGAGCCCAAUGAAUUCUGGUGUGUUCGUGAAAUUUUCGAGGAUUUGGAUGAAGAUCUUAACAGAGUGCGAGCUAAUCAAUGCAACGAAGAAAAGGAUACAAAUAAAAAGAAACCUGAAGAUGGAAAGGCAAGCAGGAAGGAUGGCAGUCGUAUUUCCGAACAUUUAUUGUGGCAACAACGUGCGGCAUAUACAGAUGUUGAUUAUAUGUGCGAGUAUUUGGUCAAUUCAGAAGAGGAAUUAUAUGUAAAGAAGCAUACAGCAGUGUGGUCAAAAGGUCUGCUAGAUGAAAACAGUAUAAUGCCACGUCUGUGCUUCACCUGCGAGACACCAAUUAAAUUUGCUUUCUUCUGUAAUAAGUCCUUUGUAACUAGCAAACGAAAUAGUCGGGCUAAAAAUAUAAGCGAUAAAAGAAAAUCAUAUUCAGAAGAGGAGGAAGACUUUAGUGCAAUUUGUCUGAUUGAUCAAGUUGCGCUGCGUAUCUACUGCAGCAACGGUGAGGACUUUCUUUGUAAUCUCGAGUUUCCUGUAUCGCAUGUAUGGCCUACAUCGUACGGCAUUCUAUUGGAGAAGGUGCCAUCAAAUGCCGUUAUUCAGAAUCAUGCCAUUUCAAUGCCGCGGCUUUUUUCGCUCGCACACCCAUUAGAUGAAAUUUGUCCGGUGCUCUGCAAAACGGAAACAAAUUCCAUUAGUUAUCUUGUAGAGUCCGAUUAUAAUAUAAUAUUCACUUCCGAAAAUUCAGAGCUGGUUCUUCUGUAUGAUAACAAAACAGGAAAACAAUUCAUUUCGCGGCUGCGUAAGGCAACUGAAGAAGAAAUACAAUAUGUAGGCGCACAAAAUGAGUCUGCGUAUACUGGCACCGCAGGCGGGCUGCCACAUCACUCCAUAAAUCGAGGAUCUGGUGGUGGUAUUGGAGCAAUAGGCACGCCAAAACACAGCACAGCACAUUUGGGACGCUCCGGCUUAGCCAAUCCAAAUUAUUCAGCACAUAUUGGGAGAUUUUUGUCGAGUGCACACUCUUUGAGCGGAGCAUUCGGGAAUUCAAAUCGCACUGCUUCACCGUUGAAUCAUCUGCAGUCCACCAUCGGUCAGCACUCAAUAUCAACGCAAGACAUACGAAAAUUGGGGCAGGCUCAGCCUUCCAAGCCCAUAGUGCCAGAGCUGUGUUUAGAGCACAUUUGGACUGAAAAUGCGUGUGGCAACAACCGAGAAUUCGGCGAAAUCUCCACCCGUGCUUUCAUGCAUACCGAUUUAGUAGGUCAAACUUACCUCUGCUACUUGUUGCCCUUUUCGUGCAAGCUGCAUCUGAUCCGCUUGCUCAACUAUGGCACAGCGGAUUUACAAAUAUCAAGCAAACAUUUAUCUAUACCAGCCAAGGAUGCGGUUGCUUUGGAGCGCCUGCGCAUGAUCGCCGUAUUGGACCCAUCUGGAAGUUUGAUAUUAUAUACCGGCGCAGUUUUGGUCUCUAAAGUGCACGUAGCUGCGGCAAUGGGCAGUACCAGCGUAAGUGCAGGUGCAGGCAAUGUGACACCAACACCCGCAACAACGAAAACGCUCGCAGCAAAUUCGCCCAACUCUCCCUUUCCACGGCGAAGCAGCCUUUUACCCACAAUACAGAAGCCCACCGAUACCACCUUCGAUGAAGAAUUGCAUCUUUUGUCGCCUGUGCAUCCACUACAACCGCAAUUUCCAAAUCGCAACACUAGCAACAUUUGCUUAAGCUUGCGUGAUCCUGCUGGUAAUCGGCUCACAUUGGUUUAUCCUUUCGGCAAAAUGUAUCGCAUUGAAUUGCCACAAUUCAAUGAAACAAAAUUCAUUUCACGCUGCAUUGGUACACUACGACGCAUCUUAAACAAAGAACAAUUCGUGCAGCUAAUCACUCGUUGGUAUGGAGCGCGUAAUCCGCCUGGAUCACGUGAUUAUAGUAUUGAACAGGAGUGGCAUAUUUUUCGAAACGUGCUGACUGGUUUAAUGGGCUGCGGCGCAGCUACGCAUGAAACCACUACCAAUGCAUCGAUGUCUAGCAAUGCAGAGGAGCCGAAGAAGCGACGUAAGAACGAUGAAAUCACUGAAGGUACCGAUGAGGAUUGGGAAUUCAUGUUAGCCGUACUCAAUGAAGAUGGUAGUGGUGGUUGCAUGCGUGAUAACAUGAAAAUGGAAACAGAGCAUGGGACCGCAGCGGCGGGUAACGUCGACGCGAAUGCUUGUUUAUUUAAUAGCAUACCGGCUAUCUUUUAUGGCCUGCAUUUGUUAUAUGAAGAUUUUAAGUUAGACGAAACGAUGCACGAUUGUCUGCCGUAUUUGGCGAAGUUCCUGCAACAAUUCGCUGUGGAUAUGCAACUAACAACGUACAUAUUUCAUUAUACGCUGGAUUUUCCGUAUUUAGUACACUGUACAACCAAAUUGUGUCAACUUACAGAGGAGCAUGCAGCGCGAAUGGCCCAUAAAGAGUUGCUACAAGUACCUGCGCCAAGCGUUUACAGGCAGUUGGAACAUAUUUUGAAAGGCAAAGAUGCGUUACAGUAUACUUUUGUAGAGGGGCUUAACGACAUGAGUCGAAAUGUGCUGCAGGUCGUCUCACUUAUCAUGCAUGGUACGGAGAAAAUCAAAGAUUGGAUCAAACCUCUGGAAUUCGCCAACUCAGUUCAAUCGUAUUAUCCUAAACGGCCCAAACGCUUUAUAUCAACGAUUGUACCGCGUGCGGAGCAAGUAAUACAAAUGCUAAUCAAUAUGGAAAUUACUCGCGCCGAUAUUGCACGCCUACCCGUUGCGCUGCACCUCAUCAUCGCUGAGUGCCUGGAGCAUGCACGCCUGACGCCUCCCAUCGGUUGUUCAGCCGCCACAUAUGAGUUGAUAUUGCGCACUGAGUUGGUGGCGCAUGCGCUUUUGCAGGACGACUCACCAACGAGUGCAAUGAGUAGACAGAAACAAAAGGCGCACGUAAAUGCAGAAGAUUCAUUGUCGGCUCGUUGCCCACCCGCCACCAAUGGCAUCUCUCACAUGGAAGCAGCACUUGACGAUGGCAUGGACAAUAUCGAUACGAAGUUAUUGAAUCUACGCUUUCCGGAUGAUAUGCGUAUCGCCGAAGUACGUCGCCUACUCACCUCGUCAGAGCCCGUGCUGAUUGAUAUCGUGCAGAAACCUGGCAUGACGGAUCAUCGUUUCAUUGAGGAACAAGAACGACAAUUGUUUGCAUUGUGCAAACGCACUAUGGCGCUACCGCUGGGGCGCGGCAUGUUUACAUUGCGCACCUCUAUACCAACACCUACUGAAUUGAUGCCUAUACCUAAAUUGUGUCUGUCGGGCAAGGAGCCAGUCAAGGGUGCCACCAUUGAAAUGCAACAAAUCGAGUUGCCGCCGAAUAUGAGUCUUUGGCCUUCAUUCCACAAUGGUGUCGCUGCAGGUUUGAAAAUUUCACCACAUGCACGCGAUGUAGAUUCCACCUGGAUUGUUUAUAAUAAACCAAAGGGCCAAGAAGAAAUUUCUACGGAGCAUGCUGGCUUUCUUAUGGCUCUCGGACUCAAUGGCCACCUCAAAACACUGUCUUUUAUGAGUGUUUAUGAAUAUUUGGUGAAGUGUGAUGAGAUGACUAGCGUCGGUUUACUAUUGGGCAUUUCCGCAACCCAUCGUGGUACUAUGGAUAAUACAACAACCAAGUUGCUGAGCGUGCACAUAGAAGCGCUGUUGCCAACCACCGCGUUGGAAUUGGAUAUACCACAGAAUAUACAGGUAGCUUCGUUAAUGGGCAUCGGUUUGUUGUAUCAGGGCUCCGCUAAACGACAUAUUGCCGAGGUGUUGCUUCAGGAAGUAGGUCGUCCUCCAGGUCCGGAAAUGGAGAAUAGCAUCGAACGCGAGUCGUAUGCUCUGACCGCCGGCCUUGCCUUAGGCUUGGUCACUUUGGGAUUGGGUGAAUCGCCAGCCGGUUUGCUAGAUCUUCAAAUCCCCGACACUCUUCACUAUUACAUGGUGGGCGGCAAUAAGCGUCAACUCACCGGAUCACAAAAGGAAAAAUAUAAAUUACCUUCGUUUCAAGUGCGCGAAGGUGACAACGUCAACAUCGAUGUAACUGCACCCGGAGCGACCCUAGCACUUGGCCUUAUGUUCUUCAAUACGAAUAAUCGUGCCGUCGCCGAAUGGAUGAAUCCACCGAACACGCAUUAUCUGCUCGAUUUGGUGCGUCCCGACUUGCUUAUGUUGCGCACCAUUGCACGCGGCUUGAUUCUCUGGUCCGACAUAAAGCCAGACGCUGAGUGGCUAUUCGGCCAGUUCCCGUCAAAUUUCAAAAUUGAUCUGGAGCGCCCCUACUAUUGGGGCGACAAGUAUGAGACUAGUGUGGAUUACGAGUCCGAAGCUCAAGCCUGGUGCAAUGUCAUUGCUGGUGCCUCCUUUUGUAUGGGACUUAAAUAUGCAGGCAGCGAAAAUCAAGAAGCUUUCAAAACCUUGCACAAGGCGCUUAAAAAGUUCAUCGGCUUCCAGAGCAAACAUGUUUUCGAGUUCGCCGGCUACACGACGGUGGAAUGCUGUCUUAUGGUUAUUUUGAUUGCUAUAUCGCUGGUAUUCGCCGGCUCAGGUGAUCUGGAAAUAUUGCGCAUCAUUCGCUAUUUGCGUUCACGCAUCAGUUUUCGUGAUCGUUGCCGCGUCAAUUACAAUCCCAAUGUUACAUUCGGCUCGCAAAUGGCCAUACACAUGUCGCUGGGUUUACUAUUUUUGGGUGCUGGUCGCUAUACCAUUGCAAAUACACCAGAGGCGGUCGCCGCGCUGAUUUGUGCCUUCUUUCCCAAGUUUCCGAACCACAGUAAUGAUAACAGAUAUCAUUUACAAGCCUUCCGCCACUUGUAUGUGCUGGCUGUGGAGCCACGCCUCUUUUUGCCACGUGACAUCGAUACGAAGAAGUUAUGCCUUUGCCAAAUAUCAGUGCUGGAAAUAGGCAGCAAAGAACUGCGCCGACUGCCCAUGGCGCCGUGCAUGCUGCCACCACUAAACACUUUGCAGAAAGUGAUUGUAGACGAUGCCAAUUAUUGGCCGGUUUGUUUUGAGAAAGAGCGCAAUUGGUCCCAGUUGAUCAAGGCACUGCAGAGUUCCGCUUGUAUUGAUAUAAAAAAACGUUCCGGCUGUCUGUCGCACUUGGAAGAUCCCGAUCGACUAAAGAGUCUUUUUGCACAAACACUCACAACCGAACAGUAUACAUGUUGGCAUGUAAAUGCCACUGCAUUGGAGCGUUUCUCAAACGAUCCAUUCGUUACGAGCUUCACCGAUCGGUUUUUACACAUCGAUUCCGAGGUUAUUACACCAGAUGAAUUACUCAAGAUACAACAGCUAACAAUGCUCUUCUAUAAUGCUGUGAUCAAGGACAAAAUGCAUGUGCUGCCCAUUUAUCUAACGACUUUCAAUCUCAUUCAACGUUUGCAACGCAAUCCGCAGUGCAAUGACGUCUGGCAAAUUAAACUGAUUGAUUUGUAUAUGGAAAAAUAUGAGCAGCCGCAUAUUUUAUUGACCAGCGAAUUGAUGCGCGCACAAUUGGAGAAAUUCAAAAUGUUCAUCGAGAAUACACGCCGCACGAUGUCGACCACCUUGCGGCAUUUCAUUAGCGCCAGCAGCUUUGAGCCGAGCAUUAUUACUGACUUUUCGGCGGAGGAGGUGGCACGCCUACUCGCCGUGGUGAAUUAUUAUAAUUUAACGCCAAACUUAUUGAAUUUGGUCGAUCUUAGCGGUACAGUUAACUACAUAAGGUAUUUAUACGAGUUUAAGAAGCUCAACCUAGACAUGCAGACUAUGAACUGUAUGAUUAAAAUUUUACUGCAAACAAGGGACGAGGAGGCGGCAUAAAAAAUAGUAAUUUGCUGCUAGAGGAACACGAAAAUGUUGACUUUACAAAUAAAUUUAGCUUGUUAAGAGUUAGAAGUUGGUACUUUUUUGUAUUGAAAUAAAACAAAUUUAUUGCACAA